AUGCAGUUCAAGAAGAGCUUUGUUUGCUUCAUCCUGGCCGCCGUCCUGGCCGCAACCGAGGCUCGUCCUAUCAUCCCGGGUGGUGAUAUCUCAGUUGCCGAACCUCUCCGUGGCAGGAACCUUUUGGCGUUCGACGCCGUCAAGGCAUGUUUCCUUCUCGCCUUGAGUGCGUCCAGAGUGAUAACAGAGUUCUGUUACAGCGCAAGCACGGCGAUUCCGGUCGUUCUCGUUCCACUAGAGCGUUCGAGGCGCGUCGCCAUGGCGAUUCUGGCAAUUCCCGCUCUCGAGGCCGGCGCGAUGUCGAGUUUGAGGCGCGCCGCCACGGCGAUUCUGGCAACUCCCGCUCCAGGGGCCGCCGCGACCUCCAGUUCGAGGCGCGUCGUCACGGGGAUUCCGGUCGCUCCAGCUCCCGCGACCGGCGUGACGAGCUCGCCGCCCGCCGCCACGGCGACUCUGGCCGUUCCAGCUCUCGAGGACGGCGGGACUUGGCUGCCCGCCGCCACGGCGAUUCUGGCACUUCCCGAUCAAGGGGCCGCCGGGACGUCGAGUUCGAGGCGCGCAGCCACGGCGAUUCCGGUCGCUCCAGCUCUCGUGGACGGCGUGAGCUCGCCGCCCGCCGCCACGGCGACUCCGGCCGCUCCAGCUCUCGAGGCCGCCGCGAUUUGA
Messenger RNA from Punctularia strigosozonata HHB-11173 SS5, 666 nucleotides. RefSeq lists its product as uncharacterized. Bases 1 to 666 code for a protein of 221 amino acids. Lineage: Eukaryota; Fungi; Basidiomycota; Agaricomycetes; Corticiales; Punctulariaceae. The transcript has 2 exons. The record is from RefSeq and is a predicted model, not a curated record.